Messenger RNA from Dunckerocampus dactyliophorus (ringed pipefish), 3861 nucleotides. RefSeq names its product indian hedgehog B protein-like. Gene Ontology annotation, molecular function: calcium ion binding; patched binding. NCBI's taxonomy places the organism in Eukaryota, Metazoa, Chordata, Actinopteri, Syngnathiformes, Syngnathidae. Bases 1161 to 2396 code for a protein of 411 amino acids. The record is from RefSeq and is a predicted model, not a curated record. The transcript is spliced from 3 exons. Gene Ontology annotation, biological process: smoothened signaling pathway; regulation of gene expression; cell fate specification.
GGGGGCCAGUUGUGGCCCACAGCUCGUUUUUUGUUGGCCCACUCCAUAUUGAAAAAUGAAUGAAUGAAUGAAUGAAAUGCAGCGUACGUGCGAGCAUUAGAACGUAGGACUAGGGCCACACUUAAAGGAACGUUAUGAGGGGAAAAGUAUAAAUAUUCCAAAAUUAUUUUAAUAAAAUUGGAAAUUGAAUAAUUAAAAAAAAAACAUGAGCCAGCACUUUUUAUACAAGUGAAAGACCAUUUAUUAUAUUUGACUUUGCUCCCCCCACCCAAAAAAAAACCACUGCGAAAAUGUGUUGGCUUUAUAAUUAAAUAAAUAAUACAAAAUAAAAAAAGAGUAAAUGUAUGUAUUUUUGUGUAACUGUGUUUAACCGCUUAGCUUACAGUAUCUUCACGUAUUGGAUUGGCUUUAGUUUAGUGUUUUCUAUAAACCGACGUGACCAAUAUCAAAGUGUUUCUCUCUGUGUCCGUCGGUGGAAAGCGUUUGGACACCCCCGUCCUAAAAGGCCGUGCUUGUGUUAUCUCUCUGCAAGCUCUGGCUGACAAGAAGAUGUUGACUCAAGGUGUUGCAGCGCUUCGGGAAUUCAAUUGAACGUUGACACGAGAACCGCCGCUCCAUUGGGAGACACGGGAAGUGGCAUCAAGCGUGAGGUUCUUCCUCACCUGUAGAAUGCUGAUGUCAUUCCGAAAAGGAGGAGUGUGAGAAGUUUCCAGAUUUUUUUUUUCUUUUUUUCCAUGGAACCAGCUCUGACUCCAAAGCCCAGAGUUGAAAGGUCAAGGCGCACGUGCAGGCUGACCUAGACGGACCUCUACUUGGUGCCACUGAUGGGAGGCGAUGAAGGGAGGGCCGUAGGAACCUCUUCCAUUAGGGGGACAUUACUGCGGGGACACCCUUUCACCGCGGCGGCGCGCCUCCGCGUCUCAGUGAGAGACAGCUUUGAACGCGCCUGCCAAGAUAAACUCACCUCGCCUAUUUAUGCCUCAGCCUCCAAGUGCACUCGAGACAGGAGAGUGUCGGCGGCGCGCAAGCAGGUUCCCUCUCUCGCGCAUACCGCGUGGACACUUUUACGCACCGGGAAUGGCGACUUUGGAGGACUCGGGCGUGAGUCCUGCACUUUUAGCACCAUUCUGAAGUAGAAAGUGUCACAGGUUCGAGUUGGAAUGCUGCUCCCAACGCUGCUAACGUGCCUCGCCGCGUGCGCCUUGCUCAUGACGCCGGGCUGCGAGGGCUGCGGGCCGGGUCGAGGUUACGGCAAGAGACGCUCACCCAGGAAGUUGGCACCGCUCGCCUACAAGCAGUUCAGCCCCAACGUGGCCGAGAAGACGCUGGGGGCCAGCGGGAGGUACGAAGGAAAGAUAACGCGGAACUCUGAGCGCUUCAAGGAGCUCACCCCGAACUACAACCCCGACAUCAUCUUCAAGGAUGAGGAGAACACAGGUGCAGACCGCAUGAUGACACAGCGCUGCAAAGACAAGCUCAACUCUCUGGCCAUCUCCGUGAUGAACCUUUGGCCCGGGGUUCGUCUGCGCGUCACCGAGGGCUGGGACGAGGACGGCCACCACUCCGAGGAGUCGCUUCACUACGAGGGUCGGGCGGUGGACAUCACCACCUCGGAUCGGGACAGGAACAAGUACGCCAUGCUGGCUCGGCUGGCGGUGGAGGCGGGCUUCGACUGGGUCUACUACGAGUCCAAAGCCCACAUCCAUUGCAGCGUCAAGUCAGACCACUCUGUGGCAGCCAGGUCUGGAGGUUGUUUCCCCGGCGACGCCUUGGUCACCGUGGAAAACGGCCCACCAAAGUUCAUGCGUGACCUGCGACCUGGCGAGCGAGUCCUGACCUUAUCUGGCAGCGACAGCGGUGCUGAACUGGCCUACAGCGAGGUCCUGACCUUCCUGGACCGUGACCCGGCAAGCCACAAGCUCUUCUACACCGUGCAGACGGAAGACGGGGCCCGCCUCUCGCUCACCGCCGCCCACUUGCUGUUUGUGUCGCAGGGUAACUGCUCAGAAGCCCGCGCCGCCCUGAGGACGGUGUACGCCAGCGACGCCCAGCCAGGCCAUUGUGUGCUUGUGACUGGCGGUGGACCAGGGAGGAGGCGUCUUUCUGGGAUCACAAGGAUCACGGUGACAAAGAGGAGGGGGGCUUUUGCCCCGCUGACAGCACAGGGAACGCUAGUGGUGGGCGGGGUGGUGGCGUCCUGCUAUGCGGUGGUGGACCAGCAUUCCUUGGCUCACUGGGCCUUCUCGCUACUCAGGCUGAUGCACAGCUGGACUGGCACCAGUGGUUACCGUGGUGACGGGGUCCACUGGUAUGCUGAGCUUUUACACUGGCUGGGGGGGAUUUUGCUGGACUCGGGACAGCUCCACCCACUAGGCGCCACUCUGGCCCACAGGUGAGGAUAAAAGUGAUCUGCUCGCUGUGAGGCGAAGAUGAGAACGUGUGGAUGAAGCAUCUUGGGAGCGCCGCCUGCUUUCAGAAAGACAAACUACAUUUCUAUGAUUGACUUUUAUUGUCCUUGAAGAUAUGAGUGGCUUUCUGGUCGUAUAUAAACAUGUAAACUGCUCGCUUGAGCUUCUAGAACGGGGGUGUUCUUGGUCUUUAUUGGGACCAGUACAAUCAAUCAAACUAAAAUAGAGCAAAAAGGCGUAAUGUAACGAGAAAAAGAAAUCCAAUGGAACCCUUAAGUCACCGUCCCUGAGAUGACCGCCUGGCUGUCUCAUGUCGGAAAUAGCCACUGCUUGCACAUUUACCUCUGGCUUUGGCCGGAGACAGAAGGAAAAUGGCCGAUAAGAAAGGAUUUUUCAACCUAAUUAAACACAAAUGAGCACUUUGGCUCUCAAAUUUGAUGUACGACAAUUUUUUUAGUCUUAAGAAGAACAACGUUGACCAGGACUUGAUGAGGUGGUCGGCUUAGGUGUCGACAUAAACGGGAUGAACAUAAACUAUUAUAUCAUAUUUUGAUGACCGAAAACCAGGACACACGGCCCGGCAAGGAGAUAAUAUGCAAAGCUGGCCGGUACUCAAAUAUGCCUUAUCGUUUCGGUAUAUUUCAAGUAUGGACAUAAAAUGUUGUACUGUAUAAUAAAAUACCAUCUAUUACAAAAACCACACAUUCCAAAGGGAGAACGUUCAAAAACCGGCAUGAAAAUGAUUCCAAAAACAGAACAAGACAAGAACCUGAGGUCAAAGUCUUAUUACGUUUUGGAAUGUGACCAAUAUUUUCUGGGAAAAGUUGGGAAUUUGAACCAUUGUUGUGCACGGCAUCCUCAAUUUAAUGAGACGUCAACUCGUCAAGCGUCAGAGGAUUAACUCCGCGCAUUUCUAUUUGGAAACACCGAUCAAAAAUGGCGGCAGUGGAGUCUCUCGGGGAUUACGUCACAACAGAGUGGCCUAAUGCUGCUCAAUUUAAUGUUCCAACUAUGAAAACUAGAACAUUUUCAUCACUUUCUACACAGAAAAAAACUAAACAGAGCUUUUGGUCAUCCUACUUAAACGGCCUCCAGUGUAAUAAUAAUAACAAUAAUAAUAAUAAUAAUAAUAGGCUUUGUCGCCAAUGACACAGAGCUGACACAAGCUCGUGUCUUUAAAUGCAGUAUACAACGUAUUUUAACAAAUGAAAAACAUCAAAAGAAAAGUGUGGACACCCCUGCUGUAGAACAAUGAGGUCAUUUUAAAAAUGUCUUGAGCGAAAGUGAGCUCCUACUAAAUAAGCGGAGUUGCACACUCCAGCAUGAUUCCUUUUGUAAAAUCUUUGUGACAUAGAAAGGCCUUUGUAGCACAAAUUGUAUGUAUUUAAGCGUUUCUUAUUGAGAGAAAGUAAAUAUGAAGUUGUAGGGUGAAAAUAUUUAUUUUUUUAAAUAA